This is a messenger RNA of Gasterosteus aculeatus aculeatus (three-spined stickleback), 3970 nucleotides long. It is a transcript of the gene opn4b, whose product is annotated as opsin 4b. NCBI's taxonomy places the organism in Eukaryota, Metazoa, Chordata, Actinopteri, Perciformes, Gasterosteidae. The record is from RefSeq and is a predicted model, not a curated record. Gene Ontology annotation, molecular function: G protein-coupled receptor activity. Gene Ontology annotation, cellular component: membrane. Gene Ontology annotation, biological process: G protein-coupled receptor signaling pathway; visual perception.
UACAGCAGGCUGUACCUCAAAGUGUUGUUCUCUUGUUGUUCUCUGCUGCACAAGAAGACAACAUUGCACUAUGAAUUGAAGCCGGGGAUUAUUUUGUGUGAUAAACAUUUUGAUUGCAUGAAUUAGAAUAACGCUUGAUCUUAGUUGUGUGUGGAGAGAGCACAUAAAACCAAAUACAAAGGCAGCAUGAGAGGGGAAACUGCUCCACUGAUUCCUUGAAAUUAACCAAACAAACAAAGAAAAGUCCAGUUGUAUCUGUGCACACAUGCCACACUGAAAGGAUCCCCGGAGCAGAGAUUGGACGAGAGACAGAAAGCACUUCUUUCCCAGCCCUCCACCGCUGCUGUUCUCCCAGUACCACGCAAGUGAGAGAGCGGGGUGGCGAUGAUGACUGCCCUCUUGGACUCCUAGACCACCUCAGAUAGGCUGCACCCCCCCCUACCCUCCCUCCCGCUGGUCCACUUCUAACACACACAGUCACUUUUCAUCAACCAGCCUGUCCGGUAAUGGAUUCCGGGCUCCUGUUUGGACCAGUGGUGCCCACAUCGGACCCGACCGGCGGGGCACCCUGGAACAUCAGCUCCAUCAGUCCGCUCCGGCUCAUGGAAAUGUCUCCUGUCUCAACAGCUGGUUCCUUCAUCUUUCCAACGGUGGACGUUCCAGAUCACGCUCACUACGCCAUCGGUGUUGUCAUCCUGGUCGUGGGCAUCACAGGCAUGCUGGGAAACUUCCUAGUUAUAUAUGCGUUCUGCAGGAGCCGGGGCUUGCGGACGCCGUCAAACAUUUUCAUCAUCAACCUUGCAGUCACAGACUUCCUCAUGUGUCUCACUCAAGCACCUGUCUUCUUCAUCAACAGCAUGCACAAGCGAUGGAUCUUUGGAAAGAAAGGAUGUGAGCUGUACGCCUUCUGCGGAGCGCUGUUCGGUAUCUGCAGUAUGAUGACACUGAUGGUUAUUGCGGUGGACCGCUACGUGGUGAUCACCAGGCCUCUGGCCUCCCUUGGGUUGAUGUCUCGCAGGAAAGCCCUGGGAAUCCUGGCGGCUGCCUGGGUCUACUCCGCAGGGUGGAGCCUUCCUCCCUUCUUCGGCUGGAGCGCUUAUGUCCCAGAGGGUCUGAUGACCUCUUGCUCCUGGGACUACAUGACGUUCACCCCGUCCGUCCGCUCCUACACCAUGCUGCUCUUCACCUUUGUCUUCUUCAUCCCCCUCUUCAUCAUCAUCUUCAGCUACUGCUGCAUCUUCAGAGCCAUCCGACAGACAACGCGAGCAAUAACAAAGAUUAACUGCCAGGGAAAAAGAGACUCGGCAAAGAGAUUCCAUAAGAUGAAGACUGAAUGGAAGAUGGCCAAGAUUGCCCUCAUCGUCAUCCUGCUAUUUGUCAUCUCCUGGGCCCCUUACUCCUGUGCGGCCCUCACGGCAUUCGCUGGGUAUGCCGAUUUGUUGACUCCCUACAUGAACUCUGUUCCUGCCGUGAUUGCCAAAGCGUCGGCGAUCCACAACCCCAUCAUAUACGCCAUAACACAUCCCAAAUACAGGUCAGCCCUGGGCAGGUAUAUCCCCUACCUCGGGGUACUGUUGUGCGUUACGGGCAGAGGCCGUUUCAGCAGCAGCAGUUUCCUGUCAACGCGCCGAUCAACCCUCACCAGCCAAUCAGAAAGCAAAAGCAAGCCCCGCACCUCGUCCCUGUCUGAGAGCGAAUCAGCCCACUUCUCGGACACAGAGGAGGAAUGCUCCUCCCGGACGCCUGCCGGGCGCCAGUUGUCCGGUGAUGUUAAGCAGAUACGCCAUUGCAGCCAGAGGACGAAGGUGAGGAGCGACAACGCGGCGGAGUUGGGGAGAACCGCCCCCCACGACCCCACUGACCCGGCCCCACGUGCCCUCUCACAGAUCACAACUGUGAAAGAACCUGAAGACAUCUCCAUGUCGGACAUCAGCCUGAAGCCAACCGGUCAUCUUCCUGCUACUCUGGACAGCGGGACGGACGAGUCUCGGCCGAGGACUAGGUGUAAGACAACGGAAUCUGUCAUUGUGACCUCCAUGUCCAGCCCGUCGGUACUGCAGAGCCCCUGCGGUUUCCCCGGUAACCAAGGGGACCGUUAACACGGAGAGGCCGCAGACCGAAGCACUAAACAGGUGGACAAACGUACAAUAACCGUGGUGCGAUUGUGCGUGUGUGUGUUUCAAUAUUUCCUUCCAUGGGGAUUUGUAUGUGCAAGCAUGUUGUUUUGCUUGUUAUGGUAACUUAAUUAUUGUUUGCAUACAGAGUGUGAGCAUGUGAGCGUGAAUCCCAAGUAAGCGGAAGUACGUGUGUUGGUAUUUGCACAUAUACUGUUUUUCACAUAUCACGGGGGUUGGAGAUGGUUCAUCUCAGGGCCGGAGGCAAAAAAGCCUUAAAAACACAAACUGAAAAGUUUAUUCUCUGGGUUUGGGUAAUGAAUACAUAAAAAAAAAAAAAUCAUUUUUAGUUCAGAUUCUUGUCAUAUCUUGUCAUAUUUUAGUAAAAUAAAUCGAAAUGUGUGUUUUUUUAUUGUGUUUAGAUACAAGGUUGAAGUCCUUUAUUCUCCAGUUCAUACAUUUUUGUUGUAUUGCGUUUUUGUAAUAUUACAUCACCAUCCGCCUAUUCUGCAAAAGAGCCACACUUGAGUUUAUCAGCCAUAAUACAUUUUUGUUAAUACAGAUGGUCAAUAUUCAAAAUAUAUAUUUCUGUCUGAAAUUAUUUCUAACUGAACCAAUUCUCAAAAGCCAAACUUAUUUUUAUUGUUUACCUUUUUUUAUUGAGAUGUAACCCAAAACUGAUUUUUAAAGACCCUUGGAACCACCUGCCCUACCAAACCUACUGAGAAUCAACGCCCUGCUGUGCAACUAAAUGCUUGUUUAGGCCACUUUAAACGUGUUGUUUUGGUUUACACAUUUAUCAACACAAAUUGUUCUCAGGUGCAGGUGGAGAAAGUACAUGAACUUCAUUGGGAAGCUUAUGUUGUAUCGUUUAUUCUUAAUGUCUAUGUAGGAUGUUUGCUAACACGUGCUUUUGAAAUGUAUGCAGAUUUUACAUCACAUGAAAAUAUAUUUUCUGUGUAGUUUUGUAUUUAUUAUUCAGGAAUUAUUUCAGAUUAAAAGUUGUUUAGGGAGGUGCAAAAAAAAAAAAUCCCAAAUGCAGAGCUGCAGAGUGCUCGGUAAAGUAAACCGCAGCAUCGAAUGUAAAUUCAAAUGAACCCGUGGGAAACACUGCUGAUGCUAUAACGUCUGCUCCUUCAGGCUUUCCUUGUAGUUCUAGUUGUCCAAAAAAAAGACACUUGCACACAUUCAGCGAACAUUCUACGAAACACCAGCGAUGUUUUAAAAUCCUUUUGAUUUCCCAAGCUCUUUUUCCACUUGUGUAUAUUAGUUUCCUCAGACAUUUUUAGGAUUUCUUUAAAAUGAUCAACAAUCAACUUAAAGUCUUAAAAUCUUAGUUAACACGGCAACGACGGUUAAAACCCCCACAUUGUCUUGCAGCACCCAUCAAUGGUUGCAUCUGAAAUUGCAUCCUGUGCACCAUAAAUUCAAUAUUUGAUGUAUAUUCAACCUACCUUUGUAUCGAUUGAGAAGUUUCAACCUCAUGUGACCAAUGUCUGAACUACUGUAAAAAAUACAUAUACCAUGAGCAGAAGUAAAAUCUGAUUGAAAUUGUAAAGAUUUGUUCCGCAGGUCAAUGUCUUUUUUUAUGCCGAGGUGGUGUUCAGUGUCCAGAAAUAGUUUGCAAUCCAUGAACUAUUGGUUCUAUACUAAAGGUUCACAAUAAAAUCAUACGUACACGUUAAGCGUGCAAGAAGCUAGUAUGGAAUUUUGGACGUGACCGCGUUUUAUUAAAAAAUAAAUAAUCCAUCAUUUACUUUAUUCUUUAAGUGAUGGACUUGCUGAUUUUGUUUUAUCUGCAAAGAAUGUCUUGUCUUGUUAUUUAUUUUUCUAAAUAAAACUAAAAUUCUGCCCUA